Messenger RNA from Plasmodium knowlesi strain H, 366 nucleotides. Its product is annotated as thioredoxin-like protein. The transcript has a single exon. Bases 1 to 366 code for a protein of 121 amino acids. The record is from RefSeq and is a predicted model, not a curated record. Lineage: Eukaryota; Apicomplexa; Aconoidasida; Haemosporida; Plasmodiidae.
AUGAAAAGGGCUGAGGACAAAAUUUACGAGGAAAUUUCCAAUGAAGAGGAGUAUAAAAAACUGUUUGAAGAAAAAAAUGACAUUCUCUACAUCGUAGACGUUUAUACCAAGUGGUGCGGACCAUGUCUCUUCACCUUUGAAAUUAUAAAUAAAAUUUACAAGGCCAAUUUUACCUUCACAGAAAGCGUAAAAAUAGUAGCCGUCUGUGCGCAAAAUAUCGCCUCGUUAAAAAAUUACGAUAACAAUUCCAAGCCGUUUUAUAUAAUACUGAAAAAUGGAGAAAUAAUUCGCCAAAUUCAGGGCUGCAACACGCCUCAUAUAUUUGCGCUUAUCGAUGAGCACUUGUUGGGUACCAAAUUCAAAUGA